ACUCCUCGGUUGUUUUGAUGUCGGUUUGUGUAGUCAUUUGUCAUAAGCUAGAACUUUUAACUAGUCUUUUUCUUGUGUUUUGGUGGGAAGGACACGCAGAAUAACAUUCAGUAUGCAGAGUCCGAGCUGAUAAAGGCAACCGUGUGGUGAAUGAAAGCGGACAUAAGACUUAAAACAGUGGUUAGCUGUUCUGUUCGCUGGCUAGCAGAGAGCUCGUUACUCUAUCAUUAAAGUUUGGUUCAACAUGGAUUGUACGGCGCUGGAACUUGAUGGCGUCACAUUUGCCAAAACUGCUGUCACCUAUGACCAGAAUGCCAAAUAUAACGAGGCUGUGUUUUAUUAUAAGGAGGCAGCCCAGGCUCUGAUCUAUGCUGGCAUGGCAGGGUCCAAACUGGAAGGGCUGCAGGACAAAGUGAAUGAAUACUUGGACCGGGUUCAAGCCCUCCACAAUGCAGUCCAGUCCCAGAAGAGUGACCCGCUGAAAUCCCGCCACCAGGUGGAUCUGGAGCGUGCCCACUUCCUGGUUACCCAGGCCUUUGAGGAAGAUGAGAAAGGGAACGAUGAUGAAGCUAUAGAACUCUACACUCAGGCUGUGGAGCUGUGCAUUAAGACGUCAAAUGACUCAUCAGACCAAACUCUUCAGACGAAGCUGAAGCAGCUGGCUCGCCAAGCUUUGGACAGAGCUGAAGGUCUUAAAGAGUCGCAGUCCAAAUUGAACUCAGCACAGUCUCAGGACAGAACAGGGCCUCCAGGAACAAAGUCCAGCUGUGGUGCUGGUUCUGGUGGACCGGUUCGUCAGUUUUCCCCCCUCGGGCCAGACUUCUCCCUCCACGACCGACCACAGCCUCAACCAAUCAGGGCGGUCCAGUCUAGUGAGCCCCAGGGUCAGCGGUACACAGCUGAGGAGAUCGAGGUCCUCAGGAGUACAUCUACAAUCAAUGGUAUUGCCUACGUGCCCUUCAUGAGUGUGGACCUAAAGGAGCGAUUUGCCUUCCCUGUACCUUUCUCGGACAAAACUGGGAAACUUGCUCUGUCACCCAAACAGAAAGCCAUCUUCUCUCGCUGGGUUCGACCUGAUGAGAUCUGCAAUAAUCCCACCAUGAUCAUGUCUGUGUCCAGCUUCAGCAUCAAACAGACGGUUGUCUCUGACUGUUCGUUUGUGGCCUCACUGGCCAUCAGUGCAGCUUAUGAGAGGCGCUACAACAAGAAACUCAUCACCAGCAUAAUCUACCCUCAGAACAGGCGAGGGGAGCCGGAGUACAACCCCUGUGGAAAGUACAUGGUCAAACUUCACAUCAAUGGGGUGCCCAGAAAGGUGAUUAUAGAUGACUACCUGCCAGUGGAUCGUAACGGGGAGCUGCUGUGCUCCUACUCCAGCAACCGGAAUGAGCUCUGGGUUUCCCUGAUAGAGAAGGCUUACAUGAAGGUGAUGGGUGGCUACGAUUUCCCCGGCUCCAACUCGAAUAUUGAUCUACAUGCACUCACCGGCUGGAUCCCUGAGCGCAUUGCUAUGCACUCUGACAAUCAGUCUUUCAACAAGCAAGACACCUUCCGCAUGCUCUUCCAAAGAUUUCACAGGGGUGAUGUUCUUAUCACCACGGCAACGGGAGUGAUGACUGAGGAGGAAGGGGAGAGAUGGGGUUUAGUGCCCACACAUGCCUAUGCAGUUCUUGACAUCAGGGAGUAUAAGGGAAUGCGUUUCCUGCAGCUGAAAAAUCCAUGGAGUCAUCUGCGGUGGAAGGGGCGCUACUGCGAGCGAGAUGAGAAAAACUGGACGCCAGAGCUCCUUAAAUACCUCAACUUUGACCCCAAGACAGCACAGAAGUUUGACAAUGGUGUUUUCUGGAUUGCAUGGGAGGAUCUUUGUCAGUACUAUGAUGUCAUCUAUCUAAGCUGGAGCCCUGGACUGUUUAAGGAGUCCUCCUGUAUUCACAGUAGCUGGGAUGGAAAGCAGGGACCAGUUAAGGACGUUUACAGUCUUGCAAACAAUCCUCAGUACAAGUUGGAGGCCCAGUGUCCAGCAGGGGGAGCCGCUGUGUGGGUGCUGCUCACCAGACACAUCACUGACAAGGACGAUUUUGCUCAAAACAGGGAGUUUAUCACUCUGGUUGUUUACAAGACAGAUGGCAAGAAGGUUUACUACCCGGCUGACCCUCCUCCUUUCAUCGAUGGUAUCCGCAUUAACAGCCCUCACUAUCUGACCAAGAUAAAGCUGACCUCUGCAGGAACACACACCUUCACACUAGUGGUUUCUCAGUAUGAGAAGCAGAACACCAUCAACUACACUCUGCGGGUGUACUCUGGAUGCAAAUUCACCUUCGCCAAGAUCCCAAAUCCCUUCACCCACACUAAAAGGAUCAACGGCCAGUGGAAAGGACUCAGCGCUGGGGGUUGUGGAAACUAUAAGGACUCGUACAAAAACAACCCCAUCUACCAAAUAAACCUGGAACGGCCCGGCCCACUGCUGGUGGAGCUGCGUGGAUCCAGGCAGUACAGUGUUGGGUUUGAGAUGGUGGCCGUGUCGACGGUGGGGGAUCCAGGACCGGCUUCCUUCCAGAAGAAGAACAGUGGAGAUUACAGAUGCGGAUUCUGCUACAUGGAGCUGGACCUCGUCCCAGCAGGCAUCUACAAUGUCACCCCCACCACCUUCCUGCCCAAACAGGAAGGACCCUUCUUCUUGGACUUUGCCAGCACUUCACCUCUCAAGGUCUCCCAGCUCCAGUGAAGAUGGAGCAAAAGACAAAACAGCAAACAGAGAAUGGCAGGGAGGUACUAAAGUGAGGAAGGCAUCAUGGGAUUUUCAUUAGACUGCAGUUUGAGUAUGAAUGAGGGAAUGAGAGCUUCAUAAAGCUCAAAGUAACCAGAAAGUGACUGCUACUUCACUGUCCAUGCCUUCACACAGUGGAACCUCUCCAAAUUUAAAUGGACAGAUGGUGGGUAUGAAGGUCUUUGACUGAACCAAAAAAGUCACAUAAUUCUGUGAAAAAUAAUGUUUUGAUAAACUAUUGUUAUUGAUAAUAUAGUUUAAAGGCACCAGAGAUUGGCAUGGAAACACAUAACGACAAGUCCAAACGGGCUAAAAUAUAUGCAUACAUCCCUUCUAAUAUUUGGAUAAAUUAAUCUUUGCAAGUUUCAGAGAAACUACGAACAUUUUUGUAGCCACCAACAAGUUCCUGGCGUAAUUCUGAGUGAAUUUUGGACCCCUCCUCCUAUCAAAUUAGGUAGAGCUCAUAAUAACUCAGUUGGGGUCCUGGCACAAGUUCAGUGGUCUUCCCAAAAGGUUACUGUUAGCUUGUUUUAUCCUUUCCAAAACCAGUUCUGAUUUGUGUUGGGGGUCAUUGUCCUGUUAGAACACCGAUCUGUGUGCUUUUUUUAGAUGGUUACCUGUCCAUUUGAGGUAAAAUAAAAUUUAAAAAAAGUUUUUCUCCAGUUUUCGUUAAUCUAGGCUCUUUGCGCAAAAUAGCUGCAUCACUGACCCUCGGCAUAAUGCUGCCACCAUCAUGCUUGACAGUUAGAACGGUGUUCUUAGGCUUGAUUUUUCCAGACAUACUUCUUACCAUUGUGGUCAGAUAGUUCAGUCUUUGUCUCAUCUAAACAAAGAACCUUUGUUAAGAUUGCAGAUGGCUUGUCCAUGUGGGUAACUGCUUCUAGUUGAGCCUGAAGUUGACGGUUUGGAAGCAGAAGCUUCUUUUAUGACGGUAACCUCUUAGUCUAAGGGGAUAUUAAACUCACGUCACUGUGAUCACUGACUGAUGCUCCACGAUCUUCUCGUCUUUAAACCUAAGUCUUGGUGGUUCUUUAGGUGUUCCUGAACAUUCUAACGAACCUCCUUUCAUCUGAAAUUUUGGCACAGAUGCUUGAUAUUUAGAGACGACUGGAUGUUCCAGCAGGACAAUGAUGCCUAGCGUUUAAUAGGUUUUGGAAUUCCCACUGAAUAAAUUUACUCAGAUUAAAUGUUGCAUUUUCCUUCAGUGUGAGAUUAUCCUACAAUUAAAGAUGAAGGAUUUUUCACUUCUAUAUCAGAGGUGUCUAUAAAUGUGGAAGUCGCAGUAUUUGUCAUUGAAUAGAAGUGUUAAAUGAUGCCAAGUUACUGAAUGUGUCCUAACACCAGUUUGGUUCUGAUGUUCCCGAAGCUCAUUAGUGCAGAACCAUGUGAGUAAGAGGUUGAACGACUUUUGCUUUCAUAGAAUAAAUAAAACAUGUUUCUUUGAAUGAGUUAUCGAAUCAGUCGAUAACUGCUGCUAACAAUAUCAAGUACAUUGAAAGAUGGUCGCAUGGCAGGAAACUUUGUUUUUCCUCAAAAACUUGUGGUGGUUUUUAAACUCAGGAGCAGCACAGGGAAUCCAGCAUGGUGACAUCUGAAUGAUUUGUCAGUGUGGUGCUGAGUGAGUCCUCACUGCUUCACGCAGGCAUCACUGUACUGCAAGUGCUGUAUCUGAUUGUUCGUGUUCAUGUGAAAAUACUUGUUGAGAAACGUCUUUACUGCCAAGUACUCAUACUCUGUUUAUUUUUACUGUGCUGCACUGUUUGUAUCAAACUACAACAGUGGAGGGAAUUAAGAUGUAAUUUUCUCUCAACCCAAGAAUCAGCUGAUCUGAAUUCAGGAUUUGUGUUUGGUGUCACCUUUCAGCAGCCUGUCAGAUAAAUAUCUGCAGCACACCAGCUGAAUAAGUGCUGGAUCAGUACUACAAGAUGCUACUAGAUCUCACACAGUGAUCGCUUCAUAAAUGAGUGAAUAUUUUCAACUGCUUUCAGUCUAUUUACAACACAUGGUCAGUCGGGCCAACCUGAAUCACUGUUAUUAAACUCACUGAAGUUUUAUUUUUAACUUUUGAAAAUGGUAAACUUGGAUUUGGGUCAUGUUGUUGCCUCCUAAACUUUGGUGAAUUUAGUUUGCUAAGGUUUUGUGGAGUCAGUGGCGUUCAUACUAGGAUGGCCUCAUUCGCUCCAUUUCACCAAAGCAUAUUGUUUUAUUUUCCAACAAUACUUCUAAGUGGAUUUGGGUUUUAUUUCAUUUUCAAGUAAAAAGCUGAAAAUGAUCCGACACUUGGGAUUAUUGUUUACUCAGGAAAAUGUUUGAAAAAUUGAAGAAUCACAUCAUCACAUACUUUUACUUUGCUUUUAUUGCCAAUUAAAACCCCAAAUUUAAAACGAAAGUGCUAUAAAUACAGAGCAACCAAUCAUAUUUCAGCAGUUUCUGCACAAAUGAUUUUCACAUCCUUUUGUUUAACGGUGAGAAACAACAUGAUCUUUAGUCUGCAUGAAACACUCCUUUCCAUUCAGAUUCAUUACAUUACAUUGAACGCUGUGCAUCAAAUGUUGACUAUAUUAUUCACUAUUGAGCAUAAAAACUGAUUUCUGUUCAUCACAAUUUGCUGCAGCUUUGCAUUCAAGCUGUUGGGAAGAUUUAAACCCAUAUUUUUUCCCAUAAUGACUCUCGCAGUACUCUGUGCCACCGUGUGCAGCGGUAUGACACGUUUACUGGAGGCUUACAGUAAACGAACUGUUGGUUGGUGUGUUAACGGGUAAAAUGAUCUUUUUAAAAUGUGUCUUUGAAUCAUCCAUUACGCAGAACGUCUGUGUACCAGUUGAUAAAUAAUUUAUUGUCAUGAAAACCA
Girardinichthys multiradiatus is the source of this 5618-nucleotide messenger RNA. It is a transcript of the gene capn7, whose product is annotated as calpain 7. Lineage: Eukaryota; Metazoa; Chordata; Actinopteri; Cyprinodontiformes; Goodeidae. Gene Ontology annotation, molecular function: calcium-dependent cysteine-type endopeptidase activity. Bases 245 to 2725 code for a protein of 826 amino acids. The transcript has 21 exons. The record is from RefSeq and is a predicted model, not a curated record. Gene Ontology annotation, biological process: proteolysis.